Molecule: messenger RNA, 2364 nt
Organism: Camellia sinensis
Lineage: Eukaryota; Viridiplantae; Streptophyta; Magnoliopsida; Ericales; Theaceae
Molecular function (GO): protein binding
Source: RefSeq, a predicted model, not a curated record
UUGACUAAACCAAGUAAAUAACAAACAAAUCUCCAAUGCAGAGGCUUUGGUAGUUUCAGCCGAGUUGGGAUCCUCUCUUUAACGUGUCUCCUUCAUUUCCUAGUGGCAACGGCUGAAUCCCUUCAGUUACUACUGUUCUGAUUUUAUUAUUGUUAUCAUUACUUUUUGAGCAUUGAGAACUGUGCUAUUGUAGGUUUUACUGUACAAUUUCUUAGGCCUUGUGUCCUCUGUUCUCUCUAUUUAUCUCUCUCUGCUACUCUACACUUCCUUCACUAGCUUUGCUGUAUAGAUUUGGAUGAGAGAGUUCAGAUUUCUCAAUUUCCCUCUUUGAUUCAUUCUCUUUGGACCUUUCUUUCUCAAUUAUCAACUGGGUUUUUGAGAAGAAUGAUUGAUUUCAGGAAGUACCCAUUUGGAUUUUUCUCAUGAUCUCUAACCUCCAAACUUGUUCUUUUAUUCCUCUGUUUUUUGACACUUUUGGGUCACUAUUCUUCAUCCAACAUUUAUCCUGAGACCUCCAUGAACACCAAAACCAUCUUUUUUUAGUCCAACAGAGAAAAACCAAUCAACCCAUAUGGUUCACUCAUAAGAAAGUUGAUCUUGAUAGAACCCAAUCUUUCCCAUUGUGGACUCCACUGUUUUUGCCCUGUUUUGAGUCUUUUGACUCUGUUUUUAGUCAUUUUUGUUUUUGGGUUUGGUUGAGUUCAGUAUUAAAUCAUCCAUGAAGGGUUUCAACAACACAAGUGAAGCUAUUUUUGUUAUCUUUAUGCUUUGUUUGGGUGUUUGGUGUAAUGGAGAAGCAGAAACUGAAGUAGCACCAAUGGAGAAAACAGAGAAAGAAGCUCUGUACUCUACUAUUCAGGGUUUUGUGGGUAAUUGGUGGAAUGGUUCAGAUCUUUAUCCAGAUCCUUGUGGUUGGACUCCUAUACAGGGUGUCUCUUGUGACCUCUUUGAUGGCUCUUGGUAUGUCACUGCCUUAAACAUUGGACCCAUUCAAGACAACUCUUUGUCUUGUGUCCCAAAUGUCGAAUUCAGACUAGAUUUAUUCGUGCUUACACACCUAAAAUCUCUGCUAAUCUUCAAUUGCUUCAUUUCACCCCGCCACCACCCCAUUCCAAUCCCAAAUGGCAACUGGAAAGUUCUUGCUGCCAGCUUAGAGUCACUCGAAUUCAGAUCAAACCCAGGUCUCAUCGGUCAAAUUCCCAUUGCUUUCGGUGACCUCAGAAAUCUCCGUUCACUGGUGCUACUAGACAAUGGAUUAGCAGGCGAAUUACCAUCAAAUAUCGGCAACUUAAUCAAAUUGAGGAGGUUAGUCAUAUCCAGAAAUAGAUUUAGAGGUCAAAUCCCAUAUUCUUUUGGUUGGUUAACUGAACUCUUAAUCCUUGACUUUAGUGAAAAUUCACUAUCUGGGCAAUUGGCACCGAGUUUUGGAGGGCUGACUUCAUUGUUGAAGCUUGAUUUGAGCAACAAUCAAUUAGAGGGAAAAAUUCCAACUGAAAUUGGCAAUCUAAACAACCUAACACUACUUGAUCUUAGUAACAACAAGUUCUCAAAUGGGUUGACUAAGUCACUUCAAGAUUUGUGUUCUUUAGAAGAGUUGGUCUUGUCAAACAAUCCAAUAGGAGGAGACCUAUGGAGUGUGGAGUGGCACAAGCUGCAAAGCCUAGUCAUGUUAGAUCUGUCCAAUGUGGGCUUGACAGGUGGAGUUCCUGAGACUAUGGCAGGGUUAAAGAGGCUGAGGUUUUUGGGUCUUAAUGACAACAAGCUCACAGGCAAUAUCUCCCCAAAGCUUGAAGCUUUGCCCAAUGUUAGUGCACUGUACCUAAAUGGUAACAAUCUGACAGGUGAGCUUGAAUUCUCUGAAUGGUUUUAUGGGAAAAUGGGUAGGAGAUUUGGGGCUUGGAACAACCCUAAUCUUUGUUACCCAAAUGGGUUGGUGCCAACUAGGCAUGUUCCUAUUGGGGUAAGGCCAUGUCGGCAAGAGGUUAGGCUCUAUGGGUUUGAUGAUAUUGAUGGAAAAUCCCAAUUGGGUAAUGGAAGUAAUUUGAAUCAGAAUACCCAAUUCAUGGCCUCUUUGGGAUUUGCAAGGUAUGGUGUUGAUGGGCCUUGGUGUGCUUUUGCGGUGGAGACAUUGAUGAUUGUUCUAGUCUUGGAAUUUUCCCUAUAAAAGUUUACUUGGAAGAUGAUAGCUAGAUGUCCAGAAGAUUACCCGUUGCUUUGAAAUGUAAAAGCAUCUUCUUCUUCUUCUUCCUUUUUUUUUGUUAAAAAAAAAAAAAAAAAAUUGUGUUUUAAAAUCUCUAAUAUCAAACUGACAUCAAGCUAAUUUCUACAGUGUAAUGUAUCAUAUCAUGCUCAAUUUCGGAGAAA